Molecule: messenger RNA, 1702 nt
Organism: Osmia lignaria (orchard mason bee)
Lineage: Eukaryota; Metazoa; Arthropoda; Insecta; Hymenoptera; Megachilidae
Product: acylphosphatase-2
Molecular function (GO): acylphosphatase activity
Source: RefSeq, a predicted model, not a curated record
CGCCGUGGUGCAAUGAUCAGAAUCAGUCGGUAGGUCGCAUCACGGCGAAAGGUGAAUCGUGGACGUCUGAGAAGAAGGAAUUGUAGCCAAGUAGCGCGCGCGACUGCAUACUGUAUGCUGAUCAAGUUCCGGGUACUUUUCGAACUUUCACGAGUCGAAAAAGUGAAAUUCGUUAGGUGACCAAUCAACCCCUUUGUCUAGGAGAAUGGCAGCGGACGACCCCCUUCGAAACGAGCCAUUAAUUUCCGUUGAAUUCGAGGUCUUUGGCAAGGUGCAGGGUGUAUACUUUCCAAAAUACGUGAAAGAUAUAUCCCUAGAAUUGGGAAUUUGCGGUUGGGUGAAGAACAGCAAGACCGGCACGAUACUAGGAAAAAUGCAGGGACCACGUGCGCUCAUCGAUCAGAUGGCACAAUGGCUAACGAAAGUGGGCAGUCCAGGAAGUGAGAUCCACCAUUGCGAAUUCACAAAUUGGGAAGGCAUUUCUAGGCUACAGUAUAAAGGAUUUGUUAUACGUUUUUAGCAAAGAAAUAUCUAUUCGUUUUGAAAAUAUAAGUUAAAAAACAUCGACUGCUUUUGCGAAUUACCGGAAUUAAAUAAUACUUUAUAGGAAAAUUAUUGAUAUACAUAUAUUUAACUGCUUCAAUUAUUUUAUUACGUGUACAUAUAAGUAGGAAGAUUGAAAGCUAUUUGGAAACCUCAAACUGAAAAAUCUAUUUAACGUGUAUCAAUUUUGAGUGAAAUACUUUUUAAUGAAAUGACAUAUAGAGACAUUAAAUUCUUCCCUUGUAUAUUUUCAUUUGAUGUCCGGGGAAGGUGUAGAAAAUUAAAAACACGAUCGAAGCACAAACAAAUUUAUUGAACUUAUUCUCUACUACAUAUUAAUGGUACAUGUUCGAAUAUCAUGUUGUACCCUCAUAAAUAAACGUCGCAUCUAACAUCAACUGCGCAAGACGAUAUUCAGAAUGGUCUUCGGGCAAAUGUCUAGAAACUCUUCGUAUUAAUUCAACAGUAUCAUCGUUUGAACAAUUUGUACAAAUCACCUCGGUUACAUUCUACAAAGAUUAUGUAUUAAUAAGCCUGAAGAUUAUUCAGAAAAUGAAUUUGAUAUAGCACAAUACUUACUAAACUUUCUAGAUAUUUAGUUAGCGUAGGACUUAUACGGGAAACUUCCUCUAAUAGAUCAGGAGUUUUUGAAAGAUAUGCCAUCAUUCGUCUUCCAGCUAUUGGCAAAAGAUCAGCUGCUAAUCUCUCGGUAUCAUUUACAGCUGCAACAACCUAUUUGGGAAUGUUAAAUAUAAAAUAAUUAUCCGCUAUAUAAUGAUACAUAAUUAAAUUUCAUUAGCGCACCUCAUCCGCUAAUCGGUCAAAACCGUUCACGUAUAAUUGACAAACUUGAUGUAUCCUUAAUUGAUCAUUGUUAAUUUUCCAAAUAGAUGCUAAUGUUUGACAUUUACUCAUCCAUUGAAUAGCUUGAGUGGAACUUAUGUUACCAUCUACUAUUUCUUGGUGAAUAAAAUCCAUUGACGCAGAAAUAACUCGACAUAAAAAUUCUGUUCUUAAAUUAUCUCUUUUGUCAUCUCUAUACCAUGUAAGCAUUACUUUAUCUGUCAUUGUUUGAAAAAAAUAUGGUUGCACCUAUACAGUCGAAAUUAAGCACGUUUGUGUAAACAAUAAAUAGGACAAACAUGUACCUAAUAUAAUA